Molecule: messenger RNA, 4204 nt
Organism: Gambusia affinis (western mosquitofish)
Lineage: Eukaryota; Metazoa; Chordata; Actinopteri; Cyprinodontiformes; Poeciliidae
Gene: smad5
Product: SMAD family member 5
Exons: 6
Coding region: 73-1494 (473 amino acids)
Biological process (GO): SMAD protein signal transduction; BMP signaling pathway; regulation of transcription by RNA polymerase II
Cellular component (GO): heteromeric SMAD protein complex
Molecular function (GO): I-SMAD binding; DNA-binding transcription factor activity, RNA polymerase II-specific; RNA polymerase II cis-regulatory region sequence-specific DNA binding
Source: RefSeq, a predicted model, not a curated record
UUUCUAUUUUUUUUUUUCCUCCCCUAUAUCCCCGAACUGACUGACAAUCCCGACAGUCUUGUGUCCAGCAGCAUGACCUCCAUGUCCAGCCUGUUCUCCUUCACCAGCCCGGCGGUCAAGCGGCUGCUCGGCUGGAAGCAGGGCGACGAGGAGGAGAAAUGGGCCGAGAAGGCGGUGGACGCGCUGGUGAAGAAGCUGAAGAAAAAGAAGGGCGCCAUGGAGGACCUGGAGAAGGCGCUGAGCUGUCCCGGUCAGCCCAGCAAAUGCGUCACCAUCCCCAGAUCGCUGGACGGUCGUCUCCAGGUGUCACACAGGAAGGGCCUCCCCCACGUCAUCUACUGCAGGGUGUGGCGCUGGCCGGACCUGCAGUCGCACCAUGAGCUCAAGCCGCUGGAAGUGUGCGAGUAUCCGUUUGGCUCCAAGCAGAAGGAGGUCUGCAUCAACCCGUAUCACUACAAGCGAGUAGAGAGCCCUGUUCUCCCACCGGUCCUGGUACCGAGGCACAGCGAGUUCAACCCGCAGCACAGCUUGCUCGUACAGUUUCGCAACCUCACCCACAACGAGCCGCACAUGCCCCUGAACGCCACCUUCCCAGACUCCUUCCCGCAGCCGCACAGCGGCAGCAACAGCAACGGAGGAGGAGGAGGUGGAGGAGGCGGCGGCGGCGGCGGCUCUUUCCCCAUUUCUCCCAAUUCCCCCUACCCUUCCUCUCCAGCCAGCAGCGGUACCUACCCCAACUCUCCUGCCAGCUCGGGGCCCUCCAGUCCAUUCCAACUCCCAGCUGACACCCCGCCCCCAGCCUACAUGCCCCCGGAGGAGCAGCUGGUCCAGGACAGCCAGUCCAUGGAAACGAGCAGCAGCAUACCUAGAGACGUGCAGCCGGUGGAGUACGAAGAGCCGAGCCACUGGUGCUCCAUUGUCUACUACGAGCUCAACAACCGCGUCGGCGAGGCCUACCACGCCUCGUCGACCAGCGUGCUGGUGGACGGCUUCACCGACCCGUCCAACAACAAGAACCGCUUCUGCCUCGGACUGCUGUCCAACGUCAACCGCAAUUCCACCAUCGAGAACACCCGCAGGCACAUCGGCAAGGGGGUGCACCUGUACUACGUGGGAGGGGAGGUGUACGCCGAGUGCCUCAGCGACACCAGCAUUUUCGUCCAGAGUCGCAACUGUAACUUCCACCACGGCUUCCAUCCCACCACCGUGUGCAAGAUCCCGAGCGGGUGCAGCCUGAAGAUUUUCAACAACCAGGAGUUCGCUCAGCUGCUGGCCCAGUCGGUGAACCACGGCUUCGAGGCCGUCUACGAGCUCACCAAGAUGUGCACCAUCAGGAUGAGCUUUGUCAAGGGCUGGGGAGCCGAGUACCACCGACAGGAUGUCACCAGCACCCCCUGCUGGAUCGAGGUGCACCUGCACGGGCCUCUGCAGUGGCUGGAUAAAGUGCUGACACAGAUGGGUUCGCCUCUCAACCCCAUCUCCUCUGUGUCCUAAUAACAGACUUGUGGGAGAUUUAGAAGACCUUUUUAUCUUUUUGGUUUCUUUUAUAAUUUUUUCUUUUUUUUUUUUUUUUUUUUUUAUCCCCUUUUUACAUUGAUUUGUAAUUUAAAGCUGUCUUAAUGGCUGAACUGUUUACACUUACCUUGGGAAGGGAUGUAAAGCUCUCGCAGGAAUUCAUCAACGGUCUCAGCCAGAAACCAUUUCAUUUAAAUAUAAAAAAACUAAUAUUGCAAGAAAACACCAGGACACAGAGCAGACUGAAGUUACAUGGACACACUACUGCUCGACAACGCCGCAGCAUGGAACAACCUAGGCCUGAAUCUGUCAAAUGAUAAUUAGGCAUGGGUUAAAUUGCUGUUUUUUUUAAACUUUUUCUUUAUUUGUAGUUUAUAAUUAAGCAGAGGACGGUUUCACAGCUCUGCUUCAUCUGCCGGAGAGUUUGAAAAUCUAUGAAACACUUUUCUUACAUCGUCUCUGUCAGUUAAGAGAUGGACACAGUUAUGUUUACCAGUAGUCUGAUAUAACAAAUGCUUUUUUUUAUAGUCUACUGCUAGAAAUGAACACUGUGCUACUGCUUUUAACAAAGUUCUGUAUGCCAAUGUGAUAGUUUUUAUUUUUUGUUUGUUUCUUUUGAUAUGGGAGAUCACUGAACAAGUAAAACAUGCCGUAAGCUAACAUUUUUAAUGUUGCAUCUGUUGCCAUAGAGGUAGAUAUUGUGAAAACACAACAUGAGCACCACCAUUAUUGAGGCUUGUUUGUACUCUCAAGUUUAAGUAAGAGUGGCUGUAUUUUCCAGACUCACUGUAUUAACAAUAUUGUGCACUCAUAGAUUUUCUUUUUUUUUUUUUUUUUUUUUUGUGGAGGCAUAUUAAAUUUUGACUUGGGUACCAAGGCAUUAUGUUAAUUCACUUUAUUAGCUCCAUGAAAUAAAAAAAAAGGUAUUUGUAAAUGGUUCUGUCUCUGUACUCGAGUCAGCUUUAAUUUCCUAAUGUGUGUAAUAUUAACACUGUGGACGUUUUUGGGGGGGGGUUUAUACCUCCUCCAUACUUUGUUUUUUAAACCCUACAUCAGACGUUGUCAUGACAGAAUCAUAAAAAUUAAAAGGCAGCCCAUGUGACGUCGAAACACUUGAGUACAUAACGCUGGAGGCUUUUGUUUGCUGUGAUCUAACCUACAAAUAUGGCGUCCUUAUUGGUCAAUAAAGGAGUGUAUUUGCAGUGUACUCUAGAGCAUAUGCCGUUUGGUUGACCAAACAUUAUUAUGGUUAAUAAAGUCACUAGAAGCAGCAAGGGAAAAUUGGAGGAAGUUUAUGUUUAAAACUCAGGAAAGAAGACACCCAUUCCUGUACAGACAAUUCUGGCUGAUGCAAAUCUACAAAGUUUCAUACAUGAUAUAGAUAACCUGGUGGAUGGAAACUACCCUGAGAGUGUGGAAAACUAUCGUUUAAAAAAAAAAUGCACUAGAGAACGACCUGGCAAUCAUGAAAUGGAUUGCAAAUGACUCAGACUUCCCACUAAACAAACUGGAGAUCCAAGGGAAUCACUGCCCUGUGCACAAUAAUGAACAACAAAAUCUUAAGUGAUUUUGAAACACUCCAGAGAAAAUAUUCUUUGGACAAACAGGACUUAUAUUGAUAUUUACAAAUAAGAAACUCUGUUAACUUAAAAAUUGGGCCAGUUACUGACAACAAUAUAAACCUAAUGGAAAUUUGUAUUAAUGCCUAUAAAUUGAAAAUUAUUUAAUUUAUCUAUAAAAACCUAAUGGAUCUCAAACACAAUUCAACCCUACAUAUCAAAGCAAGAUGGAAGAGAGAGGACAAUUUGACAAUAAUGUGGAGAUACCAAUAGACAUAUAAUAAAUCUCUGGCAAAAUUUUGGAUGGAAAAAUCUGGUAAGAUUCUUUAUCACACCUGCUCAGAAACGCCACUAUGAUGGAAAUCCUCCAGCAUGUUGGAGAAAAUGUAGAAAUCAAAACGCAAACCAUCAUCAUGUCUUCUGGACUGUCCAAUAAUAAAGGAUUACUGGAAAGAGAUAAAUAGGGCCUUACAAGGUAUUUUCAAGCAGAACAUUCCUUUGGAGAUCAAGCGUAUGUAUUUUGGCAUAAUUCCUCAAGAAGCUUCAAAAAGAAAGAAAUAUUUGAUGACUAUUUUAUUAAUAGCAAGUAAGAAAAACUUUACAAGACAAUGGUUAUCACAAGACAAACUAACUUUAGACGAGUGGAUCGACAUAACCUUUAAUAUGCAUAAAAUGGAAACAAUAACAGCCUCUCAAUCACAAGACUGGAUAAUUCUGUCAUUGGUGGCAGAUUUGGGUCGACUAUGUAAAACUAAAAAGAUCUGAUUUCAUUUUUAGAGACCAAACGUGAUUAAAUCUCUUCUACAAUCCACUCUCCUUUUACAGCCAUACUUCAUAAUUACUUUAUACUAUGUCUUUUGUUGAUGUAUUUUUUAUUUUUUUUUGGUGGUUUGCUUUUUACAUUUCUAACUUAAUUUUUUCUCUUUCUUUGGUUUCUUCUUUCAAACUGUCUUUACUCCUUGCUUUAUAAUCUUUCUCAGGGAAGUGAAGUUGGAUUUUUGUUUUGACUGUUAUAAUGCAAUGGUCUACUUGUCCACCUUAUUUCAAAUGUUGAAGUUAGUCUUGUGAUGUAGAGGCCAAAGUUUAUGUAAAUGAUACUUUCUUGAGAAUCAAUAAAGAUAAUAUAUAUA